Messenger RNA from Mytilus trossulus (common blue mussel), 1427 nucleotides. RefSeq lists its product as uncharacterized. The transcript has 7 exons. Lineage: Eukaryota; Metazoa; Mollusca; Bivalvia; Mytilida; Mytilidae. Bases 168 to 1283 code for a protein of 371 amino acids. The record is from RefSeq and is a predicted model, not a curated record.
GUUUUAAUGAGUCAAACUGGUGUUGUCUGUCAACUGUAGGAUAUAACAUUUUGUAAGACUUUUUGUCAUUUCCUAGUUCCAGCUUUUGGUAGGAUCACAGUUAAGUAAGUUCUUCAUGUGUGUAGGUGUGCAGCAUUUAAUGAGGUUGAUGGAAAUCUGGAGAUACAAUGUUGAACUAUAAACUUUUAGGAAUUAUUUUAUUGGGAAUUUUUAGUAAAUCGUUUCCAAGCAUAUUAACCUGUUCCGAAGGCUGGAAUCUCCAUGGUUCUAAAUGCUAUAAGCUGGACCCAGAAAUGAGGAAUUUUACAAAUUCAAAUACAUUUUGUGAGAAUCUUAAUGCUGAAAUGAUUAUGCCUAAAACUGCAGAAGAAAACAGUGUAUUAUCAGAAAUUGGUGAAUGGUUUUGGAUAGGACUAAUCGAUCAUAAUAAAACAACAGCACUGGAUUGGACAUGGAACGAUGGUUCUAAAUUCGAAUCCAACGAUAGAUGGUCAAAAGGCGAACCAGAUAAUAAUGACUCUCCUGAAGAAUGUGUAAUUUCUGGUCCGACUGGAUGGGCUGAUGUUCCAUGUACAGGCACAAAGACAACUGCCUGUCAGAAGAAACCAGAUAUUAUAGCCGACGAGGAUGAAAGUGUUACCCUUACCUGUGACGUCAAAUACAAAGAGGGUAUCACAAAACUGUUUUGGACAAGAUCAAUUGAUGACACCAGUGUGAUCGUUUCUGAGUACGCAAAAGGCGGGAACGUUACAUUUCCUAGUCUGGUUUUUGAACACGUAAAAUGGACAGACGAGGGAUUGUAUAAAUGCCAUGUGACAAUCAUUUCCGGACUGACGCUAACAGAUGAAACGAGUCUCUUCGUAAAUGCAACAAAUAUGUGUCCAUGUAGAUGUGAAUAUAGGAGAAAACUAGAACAUUGGGGUUCCAAGAUAGUUACAAAUAAAACACAGGAAGAGUUGCUGAAGGAACUAGAAUCAGAAUUACAGAAUAUUAAAAAGGAACUAGCAGUAAAUAAAACACAACUAUCGUCCAGCAUCCGCAGGCGAUCAUCGGCCCCCGAUAAACGCAAAUCUUCUGAGACGAUUGGAUUAGCCGGUGUUGCUUUUAUUUGUAUUGUCGUUGGACUGGUUGUCCUUGUUGAUUUACUCAGUUUAAUUAAGUUUGUAAAGUCGACAAUUACCUUUUGGAAUUCCAAGAAAAUAGGAGAAAAAGCAAAGGACAAGAAGAGGAAAAUAUUUGAUAUUCACAAAAGGAAAACCCAAACUUCAGAAUCUUCUGCAUGAGGGUAAAAUUCUAGCAAACGAAUAACUUUAUGGCUUAUAAUUUCGAAUGAAUUUGAAAGAAAACUAGAUAUCUAGAUAGGCUGUUUAAUAUCAAGUUGAUUAGUGUGAUUUAGAAACAAAAUUUUCAUUGAACAAUAUCUUUAA